Messenger RNA from Paramacrobiotus metropolitanus, 558 nucleotides. RefSeq lists its product as uncharacterized. Lineage: Eukaryota; Metazoa; Tardigrada; Eutardigrada; Parachela; Macrobiotidae. The transcript has 2 exons. The coding region runs from base 55 to 474 and encodes 139 amino acids. The record is from RefSeq and is a predicted model, not a curated record.
GCUGCAUUCUGCUGUCCACACUUUUCCUAUCGUCUCAGAGUUCUCUUGUGUAUUAUGGAUUCGACCGCUGCUAUCAUAACGCUGCUGGCCGCAGUCUCGCUGUUAGUCCAUUACAGCACAGCGGAGUUUGGUGACCACGCCGUUGCAUCUGGACGCAAAACAUUCAACGCUGAACUUGGGAAUAUGAAGUCCGGGGUUGCCUCCGACAAGAACCCAAGGGAAAACCGUUCCUCUGAAACCGACCUCCUACAGACAUUGUGGUGUGACGACCCAUUAAUGACUAUUGGCUGUCGCGAGUGUGAGAAAUCAUGCGUCAACCCCAACCCGCCGGCGUUAUGCGCGUAUAAUUGCCACUCCACCUGCAUCUGCAAAACGGGUCUGUAUCGUACUUUCCUUCCCUCGCCAACAUGCGCGCCGCCAAAUGGACCCCUACUCAACAACUGUAAAGUAGCGUCAAGAAAAGUUAAAGGUUAAACACCAGAUGGCCACGGCUACGAUACGUGUUGGGAUUAAGUGAAGUACGCUGACGAUUGUUUAAUUUUCCUGAUGGUGUUUAAU